AUGAAGGAGAAUCUACUCGCCAGCCUGGCCCUAGCCCUCCUCUCCUCCCACCACACCCUCGCCCUUGCCGUCCCGACAGCCGCCGCCGCCGCCGCUGGAGAUAACAACGACAACGACCACUCCGGCCUCUACCUCGCAGCGGGGGCGACCACCACCGUCGUCGUCACCUCCACCGCGGAAACUCAAACCGUCUGGACCGCAGAAACCACCACCAUCACCCCCUCGCCCACCACCGUCGUCGUCGUCACCGUCACCGUCACAUCCACGUCCGGCACUAGCAUCAUAUCGGAGCAGUCGCCGCCGGGGAACUCGAUCGUGCCCGUCGUCACCAUUAGCGACCACUCGCCGGGCCUGAGCGUCGUGCCGCAGGGUCCCACAUCCACGCACGAGCUUGGUCCCGCCCCGACGUCGACUCCGAUGCCGACGACGCUGGCGACGACGACGCGGGCGCCGGACUCAGGUGCGGGUGCGGGUUCGACGUCGUAUUCGGACUACACGGGGUAUUGCGACUAUCGGUUCUGCCAGGAUGGGCACAGUGUGUGUAUUCAUUGGGCCGGGUAUACUUCGUGGGAUAUUUCGCGGGGGCCGAUCCCGGGGGAGGUGCCUACUGUUAUUGGGACUUGUUAG
This is a messenger RNA of Anthostomella pinea, 627 nucleotides long. The record is from the annotation of a GenBank genome assembly. Lineage: Eukaryota; Fungi; Ascomycota; Sordariomycetes; Xylariales; Xylariaceae.